AACACAAAGCAAAGAAACUACAACUUUCAAUUUUGUAAUGACGUGUGGCCUUCUGAUUUGACAUUAGAUGAUACUUUGACAAGCAAGUGUUGUCGUCAGGAAAGCCGACGAGUAAGCGUUCGACGCGAUCAUUUUUCAUUCGUUUUUGUUGCGUUACGUCUUGGCGUGUCUUGAGCCUUGUGUGAGCGACCUAUUGUUCGUUUGCCGGCGAAGAAGCAACACGCGGUUUUAGUUUAUCCCGACAGAACAUUAUAAGACUGUCCUACUAGUUAGGAUUAAUUCGUAAAAAUAAUAAGAAAAAGGGUAAAACUUUUAAUCAUGGGCGCUUUCGCAGCAGCUCUUGGGUUCCUCCUAUUAAUUGCUGCAGCCCGAUCAGAUGAGGCUCCCAAAGGACCUAAAGUAACUCAUAAGGUCACUUUUACAAUGAAAAUGGGUGAUGAAAAUAUAGGAGACAUUGUCAUUGGUUUAUUUGGUAAGACAGUCCCGAAGACAACAGAGAACUUCUUCCAGUUGGCUCAGAAGCCUGAAGGUCAAGGCUACAAAGGAAGCAAGUUCCACAGAGUCAUUGAUAACUUCAUGAUCCAGGGAGGAGACUUCACCAAAGGAGAUGGCACUGGUGGACGCAGUAUUUAUGGCGAACGUUUCGAAGACGAGAACUUUAAGCUCCGCCAUUAUGGUGCUGGAUGGUUGUCCAUGGCCAAUGCUGGCAAAGACACCAACGGAUCUCAAUUCUUCAUUACCACAACCAAGACUCCCUGGCUUGAUGGCAGACAUGUAGUGUUCGGAAAGAUCUUGGAAGGCAUGGAUGUUGUCCGCAAGAUUGAGAAAACUGUAACUGGCGCCAAUGAUCGCCCAGUAAAGGAUGUGGUGAUUGUGGACACCAAAACAGAAGUUGUGUCAGAACCUUUCAGUGUCACUAAAGAGAGUGCUGUAUAAAUAAAUAUUUAUUAAUAAAAUAGGUAUAACAUUUGUAUGUAGCUAGCAUUCAUUUUGCAAUGAAUUUAUUAAAAUAAAAAACUUGUAUUAGUUUGGUGCCACAAUUUUUUGUCACAGGGUGGACAUAAUGAGAUUUUAUUAAUUUAGUUCACAUAUUAUUUCUUUGAAACAUUAAUGUAAGUGAAACAUGCCAACACUAUUUUUCUUAAAUAAAAAGUUAUCUACACAUGGUUGUUUAUUUGUUUGAUACAUAGUUCAGCUUCCUGUUUCACAUCUUGAUUUUUUGACAUAACUCCCAGCUUCCAAGCAUAGCCACAGGACUUCCUUGCUGCAUCUAAUAACUGAGUUUUAAUAUAGGCCCUUCCUAAGUUUACAUACAUAGUGCCCACAUCUUCAAUCUUUGAUGUUUUUGCUAAUUCAAUAGCUUCUUUGAAAUACUUUAUGCUGUCAUCAGCAAGUCCAAGGCGAUCACAUACAGUACCAAUGUCAUUCAAUUGAAAUACUAGCUCUUCUUUGUCCGUGUCUGACACUAGUUUCAUCCUAUCAAGGGAAUUCUUCAUGAGCUUUAGGCCCUCUUCACAUCUGUUGAGGUCCACAAAUAAUCUGCCAUACCAAUCUUCAGCUAUUGCUAAGAGUUUUUGUGUUGCAUCUGAAGGAUCUGUUUCCACUAAUCUAUGUAAUUUCUCUAAGCACCAGUCAUACCCUAAUUGUGCUGUGGAGUAAUCUUUCUUCAGAUGGCUAACUCUUGCUAAUUUUACGCUGAGGUGGAUGACUCUAGGAUCAUCUUCUUGUGCACCAUCGGCCAUAAUUCUUUGUGUAACAGCAAUAAAUAGUUGCUUAGCUUUAUCUAGUUGUUCCCUCUGAAGAGCUAAAUUUGCCAUUACGUCGUAAACAUAGGUUAUACCAAGUUCGUGCCGAAUUUGUUGAGCUUGUCUCAAUGCUACAUGAAGUAACUGUUCAGCUUUUUCAAAUUCAUUACGCUGAAUAAACAAGAUGCAGUGUUUUAUUGUGUGAACAAGUUCAUCUUCAGCACUCAUUUUUUUCUCAAAUCCAAGCCAAGUGAAUAAGGAAAAAGCUAGUACACAUGGUUUUGUAGUCUUCGGAAUAUUAAAAACCUUAACUGAUAUUUUAGGAACUGAUCGAAAACUGCUGGUUACCCGAGACAAUGUGCUCCUCAACAACCUGUAUCUACUCGUCAUUAUUAUGCUGGAGUUAUUCGAAAUAUUAAUUGAUAGUAAUAUGUAUUACAUAAACACAUGAGUUAUACUUGGGUACUGUUGAAAUUAUGGGACUAUAUAGAACAACAUUAAAAACUUGUCUAAUUUAUAAAUAUUAGUGAAAAGUUUUUAUAUUUCUGAACUGCAGUUUUUUGAUUAUGUUUAAAUGGGUAACAAGGUGAUUGGAUAAAUUUUACUUCAGUUUUUUUUUUGUUUUUCAAUAAAUACAAAUUUUCCUUAAAAAUGAUUUUUCUUAAGUUGACAGUGACACUGACAGAAAUAGAAGAGAGCCAAGAGGCUCACAGAUAGAUUAUUCGUAAAAUUAUGUGAAUAAGGUCCAAAAUGUUAGAUGCGAACUUGUUCACUCUAUAAAACAGCACUAAAUCACCAGUCUCAAACUAUAUUUCAUAUAACUAUUUAGAAGUACGUUAUCCAACUAUUCCCACUACUAACUGACCGUUUUAGAAGUCAUUGCAGAUGCCUUAAGGU
Messenger RNA from Spodoptera exigua (beet armyworm), 2642 nucleotides. Lineage: Eukaryota; Metazoa; Arthropoda; Insecta; Lepidoptera; Noctuidae. The record is from the annotation of a GenBank genome assembly.